AUGUCAAUAAAUAAUGCAGCUGCUUCUUUUGAGUGGCGUUUUGGGCAACGUGGACCAUCUGAUGGACAACGUAAUGAUGUUGACACUGAGACCGAGAGUCUCAUGGAUGUUGACCGAGACAAUUUGCAGCAGGACGAAGAGGAGGGUGUGGAAUCAUCGUCUGACUCUAGAGGUGUGAGUCGCAUACCUUUGACUGUGAGAUUGUACUCGCAUGUUCUCUCAAACAGUUCAACAUUGAAGGCUGUGGCAGAUGCUUCUCAGAGGACUGAGCAAUACUUGAACCUCUUCUUGAAUGAGACCAAGGAUGUUGCAGCUGAGUUGAGGCGGGUGGCAGCUGAGAUGAGACGGCUGAGCCAGCGGUUGGACACUGUAGAGUCAAUGGUGAUGUCGUUGGCUUCAAAGAAGAAGCAGCAGCAGCAGAUGUGGCCGCGGGUGACCAAGUUGAAGAGCAAGUCCCGUAAGAAGAGCAAUGAAAAUGAAAAUGGUGAUGGUGAUUCAGAUGACAACACGCAGAAGAAGAGAUUGAAGAAGGGAGCCACUGGCAUUUCUGCUGGUGAUGAUGAAAUCGAUGAGGAAGAGGAGUUGAUGUUAAUGCAGGCGAUGGAGACACAAGGUGAUCAAGAUCAGCAGCUACAUGUUGAGCAAGGUGAAUCAGGCGGUAAGUCUUCUUCAAGUGGGCAUGACAGGAAGGCUGCGGCUGGUACCAUGUCUGAAAGUUGUGACAAGAAGCGAAAGUUGAGUCACCAGAGUACAGAAGAGCAGGAGCACACAAGCAAGAAGCCAACGGCUGGUCACUCCGAGGCCGCCGUUGCUGCAUGCAAGACCCAACAUUUGGCGACGGGGGCAAGGCCAGCAAGUGCGCUGUCUGUGGUGAAUGCCGGUCCUUCGAGAUUGGCACAUGUGGCUGUGGCACCAUCUAUGGCUGUUGCUUCCCCUGGACGUGCUGCUGCUCAGACCAAGGCCAAGGGGGAAAAUGAGGAUGUUUCCAGGCCCACUUGGUCAUUGUGUAAAGCCUUUCUGGCUGAUGACUAUGCUUCCUGUGAAGUGGGAAAGCCUUUGGCAACUCCCAGUGCGUUCACGAAAGAUGUGCAGAAAUCUAAAUGGGCUGCUGAAGUCAUGAAGAUCAAGCCUUACCUUGGGACCUUUGAGAGGCUUAUGUCAUCAUCAGGUGGCAAGACAACAGACACCGAAUUGAAGAAUGCUGUGAAGGCUAUGCAAAAGAUCAACACGAAGCUGGACAAGAAGCUGGAAUAUGAAGUUGCCUCUGCAACUGAGGAGGAGCCAGCUUUGAGUGCAAGAGCAUCAUGCCUGAAGGAACUCUUCGAAUCAGUUAAGAACCUGAAAGAUCUGGCAAUCAUGUCAGGCAAGUCUGGAUCGAUUUCGGCCGACAAUUUGACCCAGAACAUCAAGAAGAUCCAGGCUGCCGCCAGAAAGUUGGUAGUUGAUGCCACACUUGGCUUUCCUAUGCAUUGG
This is a messenger RNA of Cladocopium goreaui, 1473 nucleotides long. NCBI's taxonomy places the organism in Eukaryota, Dinophyceae, Suessiales, Symbiodiniaceae. The record is from the annotation of a GenBank genome assembly.